Molecule: messenger RNA, 900 nt
Organism: Schistocerca serialis cubense
Lineage: Eukaryota; Metazoa; Arthropoda; Insecta; Orthoptera; Acrididae
Exons: 3
Coding region: 1-900 (299 amino acids)
Source: RefSeq, a predicted model, not a curated record
AUGAGAGCUAGAUUGAGCAUCCAACACACCCCCCUCGCCUCCAUCACCCCUCUCGUCAUUAACCCCCCCGCACCUCCAACCCCCAACCCCCUCGCCUCCAACCCCAACCCCCUCGCCUCCAACCCCAACCCCCUCGCCUCCAACCCCAACCCCCUCGCCUCCAACCCCAACCCCCUCGCCUCCAACCCCAACCCCCUCGCCUCCAACCCCAACCCCCUCGCCUCCAACCCCAACCCCCUCGCCUCCAACCCCAACCCCCUCGCCUCCAACCCCAACCCCCUCGCCUCCAACCCCAACCCCCUCGCCUCCAACCCCAACCCCCUCGCCUCCAACCCCAACCCCCUCGCCUCCAACCCCAACCCCCUCGCCUCCAACCCCAACCCCCUCGCCUCCAACCCCAACCCCCUCGCCUCCAACCCCAACCCCCUCGCCUCCAACCCCAACCCCCUCGCCUCCAACCCCAACCCCCUCGCCUCCAACCCCAACCCCCUCGCCUCCAACCCCAACCCCCUCGCCUCCAACCCCAACCCCCUCGCCUCCAACCCCAACCCCCUCACCUCCGACCCCAACCCCUCGCCUCCGACCCCAACCCCCUCGCCUCCGACCCCAACCCCCUCGCCUCCAACCCCAACCCCUCAGUUGCCGGCCCUGGGAGUAAAAGCGGCGACGGGCGGUAAGCAGAAGAGAAGCAACGGUCCGGCGGGCCCCUGCACGGCAGACGCAGACGUGACAACACGGCAGGCGGCAGCUCUACCUGCAGUGUCAAAAGCCGCCGCCGCCGCCGCCGCCGCCGCCGCCGCACCAGGCUGCCAGGGAAAAAGGAACCGCUCAGAGGCCGUGCCGGUGCAUGCCGUUGCAAGGCAGAUACAGUCACUAGCGAUAACUCACCAUUCUAUGUGA